UCGCUGACGUUGACGUUGACGUUGUCGUCGCGGCUGCUUGAAAUGCCGGUUGGGGCAUUUGGCUGAUCCGGCUGACGGCGCCGCAUGGUUCAGUUAUUCAGUUUCAGUUGUGUUUCUGCCAGCGAGUCGAGUGACACCGAGAGAAAUAGCAAAAAAAAAAAUACAUCCCACAAAACGACAACGACGACAAAUAAUAAACGAGCAACAAGCAAGAAGAAAAAAAUACAUACGAAUAUAGUAGAAGCAAUUUUUAGAUUUAACUGAUUGAAGCGGCGAACGCGGCGUAUGCGUAAUAACCAGACACAGACUGCAACAAAUUGAUACAACGCAAACAAACAAACAAACAAACACACAGACACACACACACACUCGAAUACAUUCGAAUUCACUCGAAAGUAGCUUACAUAAAGAGACUUAAAGUGGUAUUAGUAAACAGUUUAACAGGCUUAAACGCGACCUAGACGAUGCCAAAUAAUCGUAAUCGUAAUCGGAAUCGUAAUCGUAACAAGCGCAAUAAGAAUCAAAACGCAAAUCAAACUAAACAGCCGGAGGAGCAACAGGAGGAGCAAAUAGAGCAGCCAGCAACGACAACUUCAUCAUCAUCAUCAUUGGCAGCAGCUGACGAUCAUCAGCAUAAUGAUAAUAAUGCAAAUUCUGGCAGCAUUUCAAAUGGGUCAUCAACAGUCAGCAGCAACGAUGUUGCUGAUGGGGCUCCGGCUGGCAUAGCGAGCAACCACGACAGCAACCACAACAACAGCUCUAGCAACAACAACGCACAGCAAGUGACAAGAGCAGCGCCAGUGAAUCAGCCAGAAGAAGAUCAGCCAAAAGAUUUAGCUAAAGAGACGCAACAACAGCAACAACCGCAGCAGCCAGUGAGUCAGCAACUGAUUGAUGAAAACGCAGAGAGCAAAGCUGAGCAAGAGAUUGUAGUUGCAGCUGUAGAGCAGCCAAAGGAGUUAAAUCAGCAAAUAGAAAAUAACUCUGAGGAGCAGUUAAAGGAAUUGCCAAGGGAAGAGGUGCACAAGCAACCAGAGGAAGAGGCACAUGAGCAGCCAGAGCAACAGCUAAAGGAAGCUACGCAAGAGCAACCAGAGCGUCAGUCAAAAGAAGUAGCAGAAGAGCAGCCAGAGCAGCAAUCAGAGGAAGUGGCACAAGAGCAGCCAGAGCAACCGCUAGAAGAAGCAACACAAGAGCAGCCAAUUGCUGUGAUAAUUGAGAAGCAAGCAAUCGCUGCAAAUCAGCUAAAUAAUCAGCUCAAUAAUCAAGCUGAGCAUCAGCUGCAGCAGCAAUUAAAUCAGCAAACUAUUGAGCUGAAAGAAAGCUGUCAAUUAAAUCAGUUGAGCAAUCAACAGCCAGUGGAGCAACUGCCACAGCAGCCAGUAGAGCACAUUGUGCCUGUAAUCCUAGAAAAGGAGAGCAAACCAUUUGAAGUGCAGUCAGCUGGAGCUGAGCAACAGUUGCAGCAACCAGCAGUGCAUAUAGUGCCAGUGUUUGUGGAAAAGACAGAAAGCUGCAUAAGUCAAAGUGCAGAACAAACUGCAGAGCAAUCAAAGGAGCAGCCAAAAGAGCAGCCCAAGGAACAGCCAAAAGAAGAGUUAAAGCAGCAACCUGUUGUUCACUUUAUACCUGUGACUAUUGAGCAAGAAGUGAUAGAAACAAGCAGCAACAUGGGCGCCAAGCACUCGAAGCAGCAGCGUGAGCAGCAGCAGCAACAAAAGCAGUUGCCAGAACAGCAGCAGCAGCAACAACAAAAGGAGUUGCCACAAGAGCAGCAACAACAGCAGCAGCAAACACCGAAGGCGCCUGGAAGUCCACGUCAAGCAAAAGUUAUAGUGCAUCGCAUAGUGCGCGAAGAAGUCGAUGAAGUAGAUGGAACUCAGCAACAACAGCAGCAGCAACAACAUCAGCAACCACAACUACAGCAGCAGCAACAACAACAACAGCCGCUAAAAUUCCAGCAUCAGCAUGAGCAACUGCCACAGCAACAGCCGCCGCUCGGCCCAUCACAGCAAUCACCCACACGCCAGCAACCAGCGCCAGCAACAUUGCCGCAACAGCGCAGCACGAAGGUGAUAAUCCAUCAAAUAAGAGUGGAAACAGACGAGGAGGAACGUGCGCGCAAAGGUAAGCCCACGAUCGAAGAGAUCAGCAGCACCACAGCAACAUCAGCAGCAGGCACAGCAGCAACCACAAUGCACAGCAACAGCAAUGGCAGCAUACCGAGCAGCGGCACUUUGUCACCACCACCCAGAUAUCUGGUCGAAUCCCCCUCACCCAAGACACCAUCACAAAUGGCACAAUUUGGCAGAUUCGCUCGCGAUUUGCAGAUCCAAGAACUCGAACUGAACAGCGAUUGCAGCUCGGGUGAAUUCAAUUUCAAUGGCAUGCAAUCGCCAGUGGUGUGUGAGGUGGACUCAGAGGUGGAAGCAGAGCCUCUGACACCACAGCAACCGCAAGCACCAACAACAGCUGUGGCGACAUUCUCGCCAGAUGUGCCGUCCAACAGUCGAGCGGAGCAACAGGAGCAGCUGCGUCAGAGACGCGUCCAGAAACGUGUGGCACUUGAAUCGCACUUUCUGCCGCAGCUGCUCAGUCCGCGCUAUCUGGACAGCAUACUGGAGGAGAAUAGCGAAACCACAGCCUCAGGCCAUGAGCUCGCCCUGAGUCGCAGCUCCUCCAACGAUCCAAAUCACACUCGAGCUGCUGCUGCUUCGGUGCCCGCCAAGGCAAACGAAUCGUUUCCGCGCAGUCAACUGGAUUUCAGUCGCCGGCACAGACGUCGCGAGGAGCCGGUGGCUCUCAUGCUGGAGACAAAGCUGCUCGAUCAGCCCAGCGAUCUGGAGAGCUGUACCCGACUCCAGAGCACACUGUCGCCGCAGUCCGAGGACGCCGAACUCGUUUACCUCAGCUCCUCAGCCUCGAGCAGUGUCUCCGAUCUAAUGGAACUCGAACUGGAGCAAGCUGCCGCCUUGGCUGAACGUGCUCUCAUCGAUCUCGACACAGAUGCCAGUAAACUAAUCAAUCGACCCAACGAUGCUGAUCGCUUCAGUCCAGCUACCACAGCGUCCACAACUGAACCGAUCAGCUCAGCCAACGAAACGGAAACCGAGGGCGAAUGCGAGGUCGAAACGGAAGUGGACACGGAAACGGAGACGAACGUUCAGUCGAGUCGGGAGAGCACACCUGUUAAUGCUCAUCGAGGCAACGAAGAGCCAACAUUAUCGCCAUCGCCAGGCAGUUCGCUAUCAUCGCUGCUCAGUGCUGCUACGACGCCGACGCCAGCAGAGGCGCCAACAGCGACGCCCACGCGAGAGAGAGCAACAAUAGCAGCGGCAGCAACAUCGACAGCAGCAACAGCGGCUGAGUCUAACGAAUUUGGCCUGAACAAAUUGGCCAACAGUUCAAUUGCAGCGUCGUCGCUGUCGGCAACGCGCGAGGAAUUUGUUCGCAAUAUGGAAAAAGUGCGCGAAUUGAUCGAAAUGACGCGACGCGAAGAGGAAAACGUCGCGAGCAACGCAAGUGCUUACCUCAACGGAAAUGGUAAUGAUAAUAACGUGAACGUAAACGUGAACGUGAAUGCGUACGCAAAUGGAAACGGAAACGGGAACGUAAACGUGAAUGAGCAACGCGAAACGGAAGCGGAGCGUAUCAAGAAAUUGCGUCUACUAUGCACCGAGACCUUGGCAUCUAUGCCCUAUGGCGAGCAGAUGCUUGAGGAGCUCGCCAGCGUUGCCCAAAACAUAACCGAUCAGCAACAGCAACAGCAGCAACAAAAGGAACAACAGCAACAACAAUCGACCAACAACAUGCCUUAUCCCUUGCCACAUUUGCCGCACAUCAGCGAGUUGCAACUCUCGCUAGGCGCAGCCAAGAAUGAUGCCUGGCUGGGAUUGCCAACGCAAGCGGAUCCCAAGUUGUUGGUGUGUCUAUCGCCCGGUCAGCGUGCUUUAGUCGAGCAGCAAUCAUCAAAGCAAUCGGCGCCCGAUCAGCUGCUGGAUGCGCAUGAGAAAUUCGUGCAGCGUCGCGGCUAUCACGAGUUGAGCGCUGAACAGGUUCGAGCGAUGGACAGCGAGCAACUGAAACUGGAGCAGGAGCAGAUGCUGAAAACGGCGGCGAAAAUGCGUGAAUUGCGCAAGAGUUUGACGCCGCAGCCAGAAGAGCAACCACAACAGCAACCACAACAACAAUUGUCGCCAGUGCCGCCGCCGGUGCCAGUGAAGAGCGCUGAGACCGCAGCGAAGGCAAAGAGCAACCAGGGCGAUGACGUAAGCCAGCAAGUGAGAAGCAGCUAUCAGAAGGUGAUCACAUCAGCGACAUCAUCAUUUGAAAAUAAACCGACAGCAGCUGAUCAGCAACAGCCACAGUCAGCGUCCGAAAAGUUGCCUCACUCAUUUGACCAGCGCACGUCCAGCAGCACAGAGCAACAGCAACAGACUAGAAACAGCAGCUACAUGAGCAGCAACAGCAGCAACAACAAAUUCCCAGCCAGCAUGGAAAGCGAACUCGCACGCAUGUUUCCAAGCAUUGCGCAGCAAGGCGACAUCUUUGAUGAGCAGCGCAAGCGUUUCUCCAACAUCGAGCAGAGCGUGAAACCUGCGCAAACAAAACGUUACUCGAACAUUGAAACGAGUUCGUUUGAGUCGAAGAAACGUGUGGAGAACGGACAAGUUGUCUACGAUUACAGCAACAGCAGUCGGGAGCAGCAAGAGGAAGGCGAGAAGCCACAAGCACCAGCAACAGCAACAACAAAUGGCAAAUUCCCAUUGAAUGUGCAUCAGAUCCCAGUGCGUUUGAUCGAAGAUGAGGUGGAUAAAGCGCCGCCAGUGCCUCCGCCGCCGGCACCAGCAAAUAUUAUGUCAGCUACCAAAUUAAAUGGCAAGCCAAACACUUUCAUUGAUGACGCACAGCAGCAACCACAACAGCAACAGCAACAUCUGAGCACUGAGAGCAACAUCUCUCGCAGUGAGCAACAGCUCAAGGUGAACAGCAGCAGCAGCAACACUUAUGAAGAAUUUCGGCAACGUGCCAAGGCAGCAAUCGAAGCAAUUGCUCAGCCAAACAACAGCAACAACGGCAACAACACGCAACCUUCGCAGCCGCCUUUGGACAAUGAAAAGCUGUUCAAGGACUUUGAUGCCUUGUCCCAGCAGCUCAAUGCCGAACUGCAGACGAGUCGCGUCCAACGCGAGCAACGCGACAAAUCCGCUUCGCUCUACGAUCUCAGUCGCCUGACGCAGCACAGCAACAACCAGAGCCAGCAGCAACUCGAGCAGCUGCAGCAGCGACGCCAUGCGCACAUGCAGGAGCUGGAGCGUGAAAUCGAACGCUCCGCUCGCUCCCGCCAGGAGCGUCUCUCCUCGGUGCCACGCACCAGCGAGGAGCAACAGCCGGUGGAGUAUCGUGCACGACGCGCUGAAUCGCUCUGCAAUCUACAGCAGGAGCCGCUUCAACGUCCGCACAGCUCAGCGGAACAUUAUCGUGUGCAACCACAGCAACAGCAACAGGAUGAUUGGUCGCGUUACGCCAGCGAUUUGGGCUACUCGGAGAACAUAGCGCGUCCGUUUGCACGUGAGGUGGAGAUUUGCUAUCAGCGGCAGCAUCAAAGGCAACCGCUGGGAAUUCGCGCUCCACGCUUGUCGAUGAGCACCAACGAUUUGUCGAGCAGCAGCUAUGAUAGUUACAAUGCUUACGGCGGAGCGAGGAGGCAUGCACCGAUGUUGCAACAGGCGCCGCAGCAACAGCGACCACAUUAUGCCAGCUGCUAUUCGAUGAUCGAACGUGAUCCGAAUCCCACGUACAUCAGCACCACCUCAAGGCGUGGCGUCUCCCCCGCCCCACCGGCACCUGUUACCCCGCAGCCGCCCGCAUACGAUCGGCAGCAGAGACGCGCAAGCUUGCCACGCGAGUUGCACGAACAGCAGCUGAAGUAUAUACUCAGUAAGGAGGAGGAACUGAAGCUGGAGUUUGAGCGUUUGCAGCAAGAACGUCGCCGGCUGAUGGACGAGAUGCAACGUGCCCCGACGGUCUUGCAAGCGCCGCCGCCACGUCGUGACAGCUAUCGACCGGCGCCCAAGUUGCCCACGCUCAGCGAGGACGAAGUGUUCCGCCAGCAGAUGGCCGAGGAGUGGAUGAACAAGGUGGCGGAGCGUGAGGAGCGACGUCAGCACAAGAUCAUCAAGAUCUCAAAGAUCGAGGAUGAGCAACAGCAUGCCACCGAGGAGCAGGCGAACAUCAGCGAUGAGUUUCUCAAUCGCGUCAAGGAGCGUCGGCAUAAGCUCGCAAUGCCCGCGGACAGUGAUUGGGAGAGUGGCGCCGAAUCGCAACCGAAUCUGAGCAAAUCGGGGCAAGCGGCAGGCAGCGAAUCGUCGGAUGUGGAGGCGCCACCGAUGCGCGUACUCGAGGGUAAGGCGGAGGCAAAUCUGCGGGAGUUGCCGCGACAUUUGCGCGAGUUUGCCAAGUUCGCGAGCAGCGAGCAGCUCGAGGGCGGCCAGGGGCAUGUGGAUCGCAUGGAGGAGCAGGAGCGCAGCGAGAUGAUCACGGACAAUUCGCAUAGCAGUGCCAGCAAGAAGUCGAGCAUUGUGAAGACGUACAAGGUGUCCAGGCUGCCGCCUUCCGUACAGGCCAUAGCAAUUAAAUCCGAGAGGCCGAGACAACAGCAACAAGAGCAAGAGCAACAAAAGCAGCAGCAGCGACAGCCGCAGCCGCAACCUCAGCCGCAGUCAGCAGCGAUGCCAACGACGACGCCAGCGAUGACUGCGAAAUUGCGUAUACGACCCCAGAAACAGACGCGAUUUCUGCUAUCACCGCAGCAGCUGCAGCGACAGCGACAGCGACGCAGCUGGUCGGAGAGUGAUCUGCUCAAGGAGAUCGACAACGAGCUGCAGCUGGCCAAGGGCUUUCUCUUUGCCAACGAACACACACAAAACACAACAAUGUUUGCGCCCAAAUUCAAAGCACGCGCACCAACUGGCUCAGGCGUCUGGACACCUAAAAGUCAAACACCGCACGGCUCCAGCAACGAUCUGGCCAACAGCUGCUCCUCAGCAGCCCCCACACCACCGCCACCGCCUUCACAGCCCGUGUGGACGCCACAGCCAUCGCCAGCGCUCAGCGGCCGCAAGGAGUUUCGUCCCGUGCGCUUCGAGUCGCCCACCUUGCCACGUCGCUACACGGCACUGCAACAGCAACAAGAACAGCAGCAGCAGCAGCAACCACAGACGACGACAAUACCACCGUGGUCAUAUACAAACGGAGCCACCACCACAACUCUUAGCUCCAACAACUCGGAUUACGCCGAAACCGAUUGUUCCACUCAGUUUGGCCCAGUGGCGCCCUCUGCCAGCGUCUCCGAUAAGAUCAAAACAUUUGAACGCUCUGCUUCCACAUCGGAGUUGAACAGGCCGUUUGUGCGUCGUCAGCUGUCAGACAAUAGCCGAGCUGUUUACAGGCCCAAUGAAGUCAUCUACAAAGUCAAGCACGAGUAUUUGAGCGAACCGGAAACGGAAUACGAUCGUCCGCGCAAAAUGGCGCAAUUAGGUCGACGGCAAUACGAAGGCAUCGGUCCGGUGACCAACGAUGGAAUGCCCAUAAUACUUAGAUCGGAGGUCCAGGAACCGCAUCAGCAUGAAUGGUACAAGCGACUGUAUCAGACCAUACAUAAGCAGAAGAAUGGCGACGAUUACGUGAUACGCUACAAGUGUCCCAGAGCUCGUCCAUCGUAUAAGAGCAAUGGUUAUGUGUCUGAACCUGAACCCAACUACGAUUCCGAUUACUCAACUCUAAAGUAUCGCACACCGAAUCCGCUACGUGUGCAGUCGGUAUCCUCGGCUGUCAAUGUGCGCAAUCUAAAUCAGGACGAUAAAUUGUAUGGUACUAUGCCCAAUCCGAUAAAAUCGGCAUCGAAUUCAUACAAAAAUCAACCCGGUCGCAUUGAGAACUACACAACUGGACAUUCGUCUGUGUCGGAGAAGGAAAAGAAGGAGUGGUGGGACGAAGUGAUGGACAUCUUUAACGGGAACUUGGAACAAUCAAAACUAUCGCCACUCUACACCGAAGGCAAUCUAUCCAGAGCUCUGGCUAAAGAGUCUGGCUACACUAGCGAUUCCAAUCUAGUCUUCCGCAAAAAGGAACUGCCGGUGAGCAGUCCUUUGAGUCCAGUGGAGCAGCGUCAAGCCUACAAGAGUCUGCAGGCGGGUGGAGAGCCGCCUCUGCUGGGCUUCCGUAAGCCAGCGCCUGAGAAACCCAAAGAAAUUGUGGAAGAAUUUGAAUUCAUACAGAUAACACCGACGCUAACGAAGAUACGCGUGAGCACAAAACCCUUGGAGGAAGAAGAGCAGCAACAGGAAGCCACUCCGAAGUUUACCCCUCCACCACCACCUCCACCGCCUCCUCCUCCGCCGCCACCUACCAAUAACAACAACGCCAUGUUCACCCAUUUCUCCAAGAAUCUGCCCUCGUUUAUACCGCUUAGCAAGAAGCAGCAACAGCAGCAGCAACUCGUCCAGGAGGCGCCUCCUUUGCCACCCAAUCGUCGCUCCUCCUGCACCAAGAGCACUGUCAAGGUCUCCAGCAGCUGCUCGAAGUCGCGACACGAUCAAUGCUUUCAACCACCUGGAGGCAACUCCACCAGCAACUCGAUUACCUUGAGGAAAGUCAGCAGCUCGCGCCGUGAACCCAUCUGUCGCUCCAAGUCAGCUGGCGCAGUGUCCACUCUGCUGGCUACUUUGACCGCCACCAAGGAGACGCGUAGUAAGGAUGGCUGCCUGAUGCGAGUGCAACAUCUGCAGCAGCAGCAUCAGCAUCAUGCUCGCCUGCGUUCCGUGAGUCCAAGUCGUCGUCCCGCUCGGCUAUUGGCGUUGCGACACUCGAGUCGCAGUCCGGUGGCAUUUGGCCGCAGCAUCUCGAAGGAACGCAGUUUUGCCGAGGAGAAGAAGCGACUGGAGAGCACGCUGCCCGCCAAUCGCACCAACUUCGAGGCCAGCACGAACAUUCUGCGUGAUCCGUCGCUGAAGUCCCCGCAGGAAGUCCGCGAAGCUGUGCGUUCGUAUGCCACCUGCAAGGCGCAACAUACGCGCAGCAAGAGCUUGCCACGCUUGCGGCAGAGCACGGUGAGCACUACCACACGCCACACCAUGUGCUUCCCCCAGGUGCGUCCACAGAAUCUGCUCGAUUGCAGUCGUUCGCUGAAGAAGGUGCUGCCCAAGAGCGGCAACAGCAAGUUACAGGCCACUCCGGGGCAGGGACAGUUGAUCAAAGCCAUUGCCACGGUGCAUCGCAGUGCCUCCAACGAUAGUUUGCCACGCAGCAACUCGACCUACUCCAUCGAUUCGAUGGUGCGGCAUGAAUACGUGGUCCCAGUGGCACCACCUAAGACCUAUGUCGGCAAAGCGAAGCCGGCGCUCCAAACAAGCCGCAGCGAGGGGCACGUGCCACGCAAACGUGCCACAGCUAGCACAGCGAGCAAGGCGAAACCAAAGGCUAAGCAGGCGCUACCUAAACAAGCUUACAGCGAGAGCGUCCGCGAGAAAACCAACUUCUGGAACGAUUACAAUGCGAAGCAGGCAACGCAGAUGCCACACUCUCUGCCACAAGCAGCAAAUUGCAGCAGCAGCGACUACAAAUACUGCUCGUUGCAUGAGCCGCCCUAUGGCGAGGAUACUUACGAUUAUUCAGCGCAACAGGCACAGGCGGUGUUGCAACAGCAGCAAACACCCAGUUGCAUUGAGGAUCUCGUCUGGCAGUAUGAGAACAAGGGACAGCACAGCAUUCGUCCCGUUCCUGUUACGGACAUUGCGCGUCCGCAAUCACCGCAAGGCGAACCUCAGCUGGGACAACGUCGCUUCUCCCCGACACGCGAAGUGCGCGUGCCACAAGCGCCGCAACGUGAGGUGCGUUCUCCAUCGCGUCGUCGCAUCGACAGUCUGCGCUCGAGUCAGCGCCAGGACAAGGAUCAACAGCAGGUGGCACGCGCCAGCAGCCUAAGCAGCGCCGAUGAUCGCAGCAAACGACAGACACAGGUGGCAGCCCCAGGAAGCCUCUAUCAAUGCGGGGAGUUGGCACACAGUGCCACCUCCUUGACUUACCUGGAGCGGCACAGUCCGAGUUGCCGCUAUCGCAACAAUUGCGAACGCUUCACCGAGCUGAAUCGUUUCUACAGCACGCUGGAACGCGUGGGACAGCUGGAACGUGCCACAUCCGCCAGCAACUUUCAUCCGUUGCGGAAGGACGCCGAGUUGCUCGACUUUGACGAGUGGCGCAAGGUGCGACUGCAUGAGCGUGCGGAGAAGGAGCUUCAGUAUCUUGUGGGCAAGCUACAGGAUGAUCAGCGGGACCGCGAUUUGCACUAUCGCUCGAAGGAUGUGAGUGCCAUCAAGUGGCGCCACGAGGCUGAUCAGGCGCUUCAUGCCAAGCAGAAGUCCGUGGAGGAUUUGCGUGAGAACUUCGAGCAGCUACAGCUUCUGAAGCAGCAGCGUGAGGAGGCGGCACAGUUGCCGCCGGUGCAGCGACAAUGGCGGCGUAAUACGGUGGCGGACCUGGCCAGCAGCCUGGAGGGAAGAGAAGUGAAGGAAGCAAGGGAGUCGAGGGAAUCUAGAGAGCCUAGGGAGUCGAGGGAGCCGCGUGACUCUCAUCCUGAGCGCCAUCUCAGCAAUGAUCUCGUCAGCACACUCUCCAAGGAUCAGAUUAAGAAAAUUACCCAACAACUAAACGAAAUCUACGCCGGCAACCGCAAGCCCGCCGUUGAGGAGCACUAUGUGGUGACCGUAGAGAAGGGUUCAAAGCCCAGCAGUCAUGCCAACACUCUCAAGGUGCGCUGCAACUCCAGCAUAACCAAAGAACAGUUGCUUGGUCCCGUGCUACGUAAGCGCGAGGAGCAACAACCACAAACACUACCACGUGCCACACGCAGUCAAUCCCCAGUGGUGGUGGCCAGAGAAACACGCGGCGCCAUUGCAGCCAAGAACGCGGAGCUGACGUUGACUAAAGCACCCGAGGUGCCACCGCGUCCCAAGCCUAAGAGUGACCCCAAACCUGUCAAGGUAGAGCCAGUGGAGGACUCUUCCCAGCUGGACAAGGACAAUCCCAUUAAUCAAAAGAUUCAAUACUUUGAGGAUCGUCAGUUUGAGGAGCCGCCCAAGACCAUUUACCAUGCUCGUGAGGACAGCUCCCCCGACGAGGCGGAGGUGAUGCGUCUCAUCGAGCAGAACAUGCAGGCGCGACAGCAGGCGAGGCACACAUCAACUCAAGUGACCCACACCGAGCUGAGCAACUCUCUGACCGAUCUGAGCGGCAUCUUUGGGGAACGCAGUGCGGCACGCGUAAAUUUUCACUUGCACAGCCCGCCCGAUCGUCCACCCGAAGAAGACAACGAAGGCAACACUCGGCCGGAUCACGAGCUGCUCAGCUACGCGCCUGGUUCGCCCGCUGGCAGUCUUGAGCUCUACGACGCUUAUUACCGAUCGCGCAGCUUGUCGCCGCAAUCCCAGAUCUCGGCAUGCUCCAGUUCGUACUUGCAACGUGUCUACACCGGCGAGGUGCAGAAGAUCAAGCAGAAGUUCGAGAGCAUUCAGCGCGAUCAAUCCAAUGAGAGGCGUGAUUUUUUUGGGCUUAACACGCUGCGGAAGGCGCGCAGCGAUCCUGAAUUUCAGGCAGGAUCAAAAGACGCCUUGGCAACUGCCACGGAUGCGUUGCCCCGAGACGACGACGUCAGCCAGCUGACGCACAAAUUCGAACGACGUGGCGCCACGCCGUCCCCAGAGCGUGGCAGGCGACGACAACGCGGCCUGUUGAUGCCACACAUCGACAUCAUCAGCAAGACGGCGGCGUUGAAGCGUGAGCUCUUGCCACGUGGCAGCCCCACGCGGAGUCACAGCAGCAACAGCUGUGCCACCGGUGGGCAAGUGCAGAGUCUGCGCAGUCGCUACGAAUCAUCGCCAGAGUUGCCACCGCGUUACUUGUCCACCUCGCUGGCAGAUCUGCGUGAUGUGCACGACAUUUCGCCACAUCUAAGCGGCGAUUGGGUGGCACACAAGCAUCCCCAACGCACACCAGCGUUACCAAGGAAGCCACAACGCAGUGCGGCAGCAAGUGGUGCAGGUGGUGCAACGUUGCGUGCCAGCAGCACUUCUCCCAUAAGACCUCCGAAGUCACAGCGACAUGCGCAGACCAACUUUGGAGACAUCUUUGCCAACCAGAAAUUCGAUCCGAAGAUGCAUCGACCCAAGGCACGUUAUGUGCCCGAUGGAGCAGAUGCCAGCAGCACCACAGCAACCAACACAGCAAUCAACACAGCAGUAAACACAGCAACCACAGCAAAGCGCGCUGGCGGUGUCAACACUUUGGAGCGUCUCAAACGCAGCAUGGCGGUCACAUUCAAAGACGUGAAUGUUCACUUUAAGACACCGUUGAGGCAUGAGUAUAAGCAGAACUUAUCGGAGGAGGAAUUAGCCAUACGACAAGCGGAGCAUAUGCAGAAAUUGUAUCAGGAGGAGCGCAGACGCAAGUAUCUACAGGAGCUGCAGGACAUGAAUUCGCGACGACACACCGACAAUUUCACACCCUCACAGAAAUCACCGAUUGCUCUCAAUCGCUACGAUGAUUUCCCCACAGACGUGACCCUCAAAUCUCUUGUGGGUCCCAAGACCGUUGCCCGGGCACUCUACAAUUUCCAGGGACAGAGCUCUAAGGAACUCUCGUUCCGCAAGGGCGACGUUAUUUACAUUCGACGACAGAUCGACCCCAAUUGGUACGAAGGCGAGCACAAUGCGAUGAUUGGACUGCUGCCCGCCAGCUACGUCGAGAUUGUUAGUCGCGAUGGCGCUCGCACACCUUCCAAGCGUCCAUCGGAGGGACAAGCACGUGCCAAGUACAACUUCCAGGCUCAGUCCGGUGUCGAGUUGUCCCUCAACAAGGGAGAGCUGGUCACACUGACACGACGAGUCGACGGCAACUGGUUCGAGGGCAAAAUCGCCAAUCGCAAGGGCAUUUUCCCAGUCUCCUAUGUGGAGGUGCUAACUGAUAUUGGAGCCGAGGACAUUGCGGCUAGAACGACAACAGUCAUCAGCAGUCAGAGCACGACAAAUCUGCGUCCCAAUUUGGACGUGCUGCGCACAAAUAUCAACAACGAGUUCAACACGCUGACACAGAAUGGAUCCCAGCCACCCAAUGGAAUACUCAAGGACACCAGGACGCUGCACAAGACAGAUGCGUUGCAUGUGGACACAAGUUCUGAGCCAUUGACUUAUCGCGCACUCUACAAGUAUCGGCCACAGAACUCCGAUGAGCUGGAGCUCUUUGAGGGAGAUCUGGUUCAUGUGCUGGAGAAGUGCGACGAUGGUUGGUUUGUGGGCACAUCACAGCGCACCGGCUGCUUUGGCACAUUCCCCGGCAACUAUGUGGAACGUGCUUAGACCGAAACCCAAAAAUCGAUCGAAAAGAUCCUCUGGAGAACCGUUAAGAUAUUUGUUUUGUUUUGACCCCAAAAAAGGAGAUGAAGUUUUAAAGCCUAAUCGUAAUGAAUUUGUAGUCUAAUAACUUGCAGCGCAGUCGAGGCAUUAGCAAUUAUCAAUUAUUUAUUAUUGACCUCUUGCGUUCAAUGAUAAUCGUAAUAAUUAUUUUAAUUGUUGUUCACUUUUGCCGAUUGCCGACGUCUGCCGAGGAUGUGUUUUCUCUUUAAUUUAAAUAAUGUACAACUAUUUAUUUAAUUUUAAAGAACAUGUUGAAAUUAUGUUUAUUUAUAAAACCAAAAAAAAAAGUAUAUCUAUUAUUAACCAGAAGUUUUCCCACACACACACAAACACACACGAACACAGACACACCAAACAGAAUAUCAGCAGCGAUAUUUGAUAUAAUUUCUUUUAAUUUCGUUUACCUACUAAUUUUAACUAGUCACAGCUAAUUUCCAAAAAAAUAAAAAAUGAAAAACCACAUACAAAAAAAAUAAUCAACAGAUAUUAAAAUAAUUCAAAUGUUGAACACAAAAAGUGCCUUAAAAAAUGAAAUGUUUAUUGACUUUGACAGAAAGCAAAUAAUAAUUAAUGAUUACUAAAAUAAUGAAACGAAAAUCAAGUGCCCUUUUUGUCUAAUAAUUAAUAAUUAUAAUAACUGAGAAACUAAACUAAAAUGAUGAAAACAAAAUUUGUAAUUUUAUGAGCGUUUUAAUAAUACACAGACACCUGUUGCAAGCGAAUGCGUAUUAAGUAAAUAAAUCAAACAAAAACAAACACCAACAAA
Molecule: messenger RNA, 14232 nt
Organism: Drosophila nasuta
Lineage: Eukaryota; Metazoa; Arthropoda; Insecta; Diptera; Drosophilidae
Gene: CAP
Product: Cbl-associated protein
Molecular function (GO): protein binding
Source: RefSeq, a predicted model, not a curated record